Molecule: messenger RNA, 404 nt
Organism: Paramecium primaurelia
Lineage: Eukaryota; Ciliophora; Oligohymenophorea; Peniculida; Parameciidae
Source: the annotation of a GenBank genome assembly
AAAAUGUCCAAGGGUUUCAGUCUUAAUUUUAAAAAUGCCAACGUAAUGACUUUUGAAUAAGAAAAUGAUUUAUUUGCUGGAUAAAACAUCAAGGUAAUAUAUAUAUUGAAUAAGCUAGUUAAAAUUUCAAUUGGGGGAGACCUAUUAUGAUUUAGAGGUAAAACUUAUAAUUUCAUAAUAAGUUAGUUUAAAGUUGGAUAAGAUGUUGAAUGGGCUAAGAAAUGUGUAGCUGAAAAAAUAGAUUGUGGAAGAAAUGAUUUUGUAAUGCAAUAAGAAUUUAAUAAUAUUUAGGACUUGUUUUUCUAAGGAAAGAUAAUGCCAGAAUUCUUCUCUUUAAAUGAUAUCUAAAAUUUAAAGGAUUAAUCAAUCAUAGAAAUUAGAAUGAAGAAGUGAUUUAAUAAAUA